CCCGGCUCUCGCUGCUCGUGCAGUUUCUUCCAGUCUCAGAGCUCAACUCCAGCGAGGCUGGAACGCGGCGCGGGGCUGAGCAGGGCGGGAGCCGGGCGGGCUCCGCCGCCUGCUCCCGCGGCUCCUCUCCGCAGCGGAGGCGGCGGGGAAGCGGCACAAGUGCGCGGCGGCUCCGCUGCCUCGCUCCUUCUGAUGCCCCUUCGCGACUGCACGCCAGCCCGGCGGCCGCAGCUCCGGGAGGAUGCGGCUCUUCCUCCUUGCUGCAACUUUCUGGGGAUUGUGCCUGGCUCCAGGUUUGGGUUUGCAAAUACAGUGCUACCAGUGUGAGGAGUUCCAGCUAAAUAAUGACUGCUCUGCUCCAGAGUUCAUCGUGAAUUGUACAGUGAAUGUUCAAGAUAUGUGUCAGAAGGAAGUAAUGGAAAAAAGCUUUGGAAUCAUGUAUCGCAAAUCCUGCGCCUCUUCAGCAGCGUGUCUGAUAGCCUCUGCUGGAUACCAGUCCUUUUGUUCUCCGGGGAAGGUGAACUCUGUUUGUAUCAGCUGCUGUAACACUCCACUCUGCAAUGGACCCCGGCCGAAGAAGAGGGGGAAUUCUGGCAUGGUGCCGAGGGCACACGUAAUAACCACUGUUCUGUUCCUUACAUUGGCUCUGUGGGUUUUGUAUUGAUAAACUUCAAGCAAGUAUUUUUUUGCCUUGACAAAGUUUGUUCUGUCUCCUUUCUUCAAAGACACUGCAGUUAUUUUCUGUUUGUUUCCAAAUCCCUGUCAACAAAGAGGGAAAUUCAGUGGUUGUGGGGAGAAAGGGGCUGGUAUUUUCGGUAGCUAAUGAAUUCAGUUAGCAGACUGAAUUUCCAGGGUGCACUUAAAAAUCCCAUCAGCGGGAUACAAAACUCUGCUUUUGUUGCAUAACUGGAAACAAAUCCACCUAUGUUAUUCCUUUUAAGAUGUAGUUAAUUCCUUGGUCAUUUUGAUUUCCAUGUUUUUAAGUUCAUUGU
Messenger RNA from Pezoporus occidentalis (night parrot), 992 nucleotides. It is a transcript of the gene LYPD1, whose product is annotated as LY6/PLAUR domain containing 1. The transcript has 3 exons. The record is from RefSeq and is a predicted model, not a curated record. Gene Ontology annotation, molecular function: acetylcholine receptor inhibitor activity. Lineage: Eukaryota; Metazoa; Chordata; Aves; Psittaciformes; Psittacidae. Gene Ontology annotation, biological process: acetylcholine receptor signaling pathway. Bases 242 to 664 code for a protein of 140 amino acids.